GCCGCUCUCUCCUCUCCUCCGCCGACGCCAUGGCCGCCGCCCGGAUGCUCCCGCUGCUGCGCCGCCGUCUCGCCGGCGUCCUCUCUCAACCGACCGCUCCUUCUCCUCGAGGACUAUUGUUUCCUUCUCCAGCAACCGCAGGGUUAAGGUCCCUCCAAACGAUCAUCGAAGCGAGCAACAGCAGCCCGCACGAGGGUCACCAAGACCAAGAGAGUUCCAAACCCGACGCCCCUCCGCCGCCGCCACCUUCGGUCCCUGCAGCCGCAGAGUCGAGCUUCAAAGUCAGGGACGCCUCGAGCCUGAAAAUCUCGCCCAGACACGACCUGGCAAUGAUCUUCACGUGCAAGGUCUGCGACACCAGGUCUAUGAAGAUGGCCAGCCGGGAGUCGUACGAGAACGGGGUGGUGGUCGCCCGCUGUGGUGGCUGCAACAACCUCCACCUGAUGGCAGACAGGCUCGGUUGGUUCGGUGAGCCCGGGAGCAUUGAGGACUUCCUGGCGGACAAAGGGGAGGAGGUGAAGAAAGGCGCAACGGAUACUCUCAAUUUCACUCUGGAGGACUUGGCUGGGACUCAGGUCAACUCCAAGGAAACUUCUGGGGAAAAUUAGUGUUCUUUGUAGUAUGUUGGCUAUGGUCAAGCUGCUAUAAAAUGGUUAGCGAGAGUUUUUGGCUUGGUUUCAUGUCCUCUCAAAUAGAAUACAAGUUGUUAAGUUCUUGCUUGAGGCUGCAAUACUGAAUUGCUUCUAGUGCACUACUCACAUUCUGUAUCAGAUUGUGUAUUAGUAUCAUCCUUGUUUGAUCAUGUACCUGACAAAACAAGAUAAUGUAAUGCUGCCUUCUGAACUUUUAGUUAUGAAAACUCUACUGUUAACUUCAAGUA
Messenger RNA from Lolium rigidum, 880 nucleotides. RefSeq names its product DNL-type zinc finger protein-like. Gene Ontology annotation, molecular function: zinc ion binding; protein-folding chaperone binding. Gene Ontology annotation, cellular component: mitochondrion. The record is from RefSeq and is a predicted model, not a curated record. Gene Ontology annotation, biological process: protein stabilization; protein import into mitochondrial matrix; protein folding. NCBI's taxonomy places the organism in Eukaryota, Viridiplantae, Streptophyta, Magnoliopsida, Poales, Poaceae. The transcript has 2 exons. The coding region runs from base 30 to 608 and encodes 192 amino acids.